AUGAUGAAGCUCGUAGCAUCCUUGCUACUCCUUCUUUGCACUUUGGAAUUUGGGAUCGCUAUUAUUCCAAGUUUCAACGACUUGGGCAAAAAGGCGGCACCUGAAUCUUCAGCUGAAUCAUUACCGAGUCUAUUGAAAAUCCAUGAUAUCAAAGAGCUUGAUUCUACGUGGGAAAGAUUUGGCAAUAUUGAGUUAGAUACUGGAAGAUUGAUCAUAAAGCAACCUCAAGGUGGAAUAUGGUCUAUUCCACAAUUGUCUAACUCGGCACACGAAUGGACUAUUGAGCUUGUGUUCAGAUCAUCAGGGGACUCCAAGAACGAUUUAGCGUUUGCCGAUUCAAAUGGACUUUCACUCUGGCUUACAGAUAGUGCCUCCAGGAGCAGGGACCAAUCCAAUUUUGGUGGUCCCUCCGCUUUUGAUGGAUUUCAAUUUUUGAUCAACAACAAAGACACAACGGGAAUGAAAAUCUUUAGUAAUGAUGGAUCGAAGCAGGUGAGAAAUUCGAUCGCUGAUUCUAUUGGCGAAUGCAGAUUUGAUUAUUUGGACUCGCAAGUCCCUUUUACAAUUAGAAUAAGCUAUUCACUGGCUAGAAACUGGUUCAAAGUGCAGUGGGACAAUUACUUAUGCUUCAAAACUGAUAAAGUGAAGAUCCCACCUUCGAUUGAUAAUUUUAACUUUGGUGUAACUGGCAUGUUAAAUCCUUCCUCAAGUGAGUUCUUCGAAGUGUUAAGAUUGUCAGUCUGGGAUCACUUAACGGAGGAUGCGAUUGAUGAUCAUGGAUUAAUGACUGAUGGAGUACUAAAAGUCGACUACAAGACUGUAAAUGUGGCAAAGGAAGAUGUAGUUCCACCUUCUGUGGUACGUGAGUCCUUGAUGGAAAGAAACAGAAAAAUCAGACAACAGAUGAAUGCUCAAGAAAUCAUUUCUAAUUCCGGUAACGAUGAGAUUGUAAAAAAAUUGGCGGAUAUUGAAGCUAUGUUUAGGGCCUCUAAUAAAGACGAUUCUCUCGAUAGUGGUAUCAUCGAAGCUCAACUUAGAGAGAUCAAGGUAGCUCAUGAAGAUUAUUUCGCUCAUUUUGAAGAAUUCAAACGUCAAUUAUUGGACCAGUUUUCAGGCUUGGUAUCGUCUAUCUCAAAACUCAACGAUAAAGUAAUUGGGGAAGUAAGAGAACAGCAGUUCACAAUUGAUGAACUAAGUAAAAAGGUGGAUCUCCUUAUGAAUAACCACAAAGAAAUCUCUCAUCAGUAUUCUGGGCUAGUUUCAUCGAAAGACCAAGAAGGCUCUUCGCUUGGGGACAAGAUUGUGAAGUGGAUCUUAAUUCCAAUUUUGAUAGGUUUACUAGUAUUGAUCGUAUUUAUCUAUAGAUUGAGAAAGGAUAUUAAGCAUUCCAAGUUGCUUUAA
Priceomyces carsonii is the source of this 1401-nucleotide messenger RNA. It is a transcript of the gene EMP46, whose product is annotated as Emp46p. Gene Ontology annotation, molecular function: D-mannose binding. Gene Ontology annotation, biological process: endoplasmic reticulum to Golgi vesicle-mediated transport. Bases 1 to 1401 code for a protein of 466 amino acids. The transcript has a single exon. The record is from RefSeq and is a predicted model, not a curated record. Gene Ontology annotation, cellular component: endoplasmic reticulum membrane; Golgi membrane; endoplasmic reticulum-Golgi intermediate compartment. Lineage: Eukaryota; Fungi; Ascomycota; Pichiomycetes; Serinales; Debaryomycetaceae.